AUGGUAGUAUAUAUCGUUUACGGGUUCCGGUGGUCGAGAGUUGGUACACUCACGGCACCAGGGAUUCGUCCACAUAUUGUGAUAAACGACCUUCUAGACGCUGCCUCCGACUAUAUCCAAGAGCCACGCACAGCGAAAGAGGUAAUACAAUCGUUUGAACGAAUCGACGCCAACAUACCAUCUCAUAUCCCGGAUCUAGCCUUGAUAGAGCAAUAUGAUCCGGAAGAUACCAGGACAUCUACUCUCUGUCAACCGUACGCUUUUGUCUGCUCGAAAGUGGUCCCAAUUGGAGAUGGCUCGGAACCACAGUUCAAUUCCUUCCUAAGCCUUGACCUAGAAGAUUUCAUAAGUAAAGGCCCUGGCUUAUCGGCAGAAGCAUUGGCCACAUUUGCGAACCUAAGGGAGGUCCUAGCUCCUGGCGAGAAAAUUGGAUGGUGGAUAGUAUAUAACGGGAACCCUGAGAGGUUUUCUUCGGACGGCGAUGAAGGGUCGGAUUCGGACGCUGAGGGAGGCAAUGAGCCAGAAGAAAUGAGCCACAAAAGUGGUCAACCUCCCAUUAGAUCUCCCAAACCUCCAGUUGUUCCGCCAAAACCCAAGCUUAAUCUUCCGAUGAGGGCUAAAAAGUAA
Messenger RNA from Nannizzia gypsea CBS 118893, 627 nucleotides. RefSeq lists its product as hypothetical. The transcript is spliced from 2 exons. Bases 1 to 627 code for a protein of 208 amino acids. Lineage: Eukaryota; Fungi; Ascomycota; Eurotiomycetes; Onygenales; Arthrodermataceae. The record is from RefSeq and is a predicted model, not a curated record.